AUGGCAUCUCGUGGUCGAAAAAUCCAAGGUUUGUGGCUACUACACAGUCAUCUACAUUUCACAAACACAGCCAAUACGGUGUCGUUUCCAAUUUAAAACAUGCACAGCAAACAGCUAGUUGUCUUCUUAUUUCUGAUAGCGUUCUAAAAAGUUAAGUAAAGUCGGGUUUUUCAACCUUUAUUGUCAAUUGUAAAGUCAAUCUUAAUAUAAUAUUAAAAACUUAAUGGUUACGUAUGAUUCAUGUGAUCUGUGACUACUUUCGAAGGUUUCUUUAAUUUUAUUGCAAUCUAGUAUUACUCGACGUUAAAUUCGUCGUUUUAGCGGUUUUGCUUAAUUUAGAAUCGCAGCAGUGCUUUAAUGGAAGUAAUAUUUUCUUUGGUUUCCUUCUCUGCCGCAAAGGAAAGUCGUAUGGUCAGAAGAGACCACCACUAACACACAUUCUAAGAAGCAUCCUUGAAAGAUAUCCAGAUGGAGGACAAAUCUUAAAGGUACUUUCACAAUUUUCUCCUCUAGGAAAUAUUUCAGCAGCAUCACAAGAGUGUUAGCUGGUAACUAGACGAAGUACACAAUAUAGGGCAUAAUAAAUUAUAACAACAAGAAUCUUUGCUAUAAAAGACCUACAAGCCCUACGCUAAUUUAAACAUCUCGGAUGCGAAAUGAGAAUUUGUGGACUUGCAAAUCCUGUCAAGUUACAAGCCAAAAUAUUAUUGCAACGUUAUGAGCUGAUAAAUAUCUCUAAUUCUUUGAACAGAAAUUUAAUAAACUUAGCGGUUAACAAAUUUCAUCGCUGAAGUUAAGCUAGGAGUAAGACUUUUGAUUCUCUUAUCCAGAGGACAGCGUCUACGCCUACUAGCUCCUACGUCUUGAAAAAAGAGUAAGGGGCCUGAUUCUGAGACUGUGAAACCCGUUUCCCCAAAAGAGCGAAUUUGGUGAUUUUGUUUCACACUUCAUGUACGGCUUUUACGGUUUUACUUGCUAUACCUAACUUUCUAAUGUAGCCAAAGCAAAAACGACUUGCAAAAACUCCAAAUUCGUUUUUAUAAAAGCUUCAGAAAUAAAUAUCGCCUUGCACUGGGAAAAUUUUUUGGAAAGAGUUUUCAUUUUAAUGGUAACAACAAAGGAUUUUGUCAAAAGACGCAAAACUGAGUUAGAAGGACAAAGCCUCCAGAGUAACUCAGUCUAUGGGUGGAAGGGUUGAACGGACACAUUGAAUAAUCUGUUUUUUAUACACGCUGCUUUCAGCGUGAAGACUUAAAAAAGAAUGACUGAAUUUAAGGCAAAACAAGUGAUUAAAAGUACAAAUACGUACCAAAAACCCUGCUCAUUGAACAACUCGAAAAAUGCAGUUGAAAGAAGGUCGCUCGAUCUUAGGGCCAUAGGGACUGGAAUCCCAUUUUAAAAGCUUCACGCUUAGGAUUCCAGUUACACUGCAUUUUCAUAUGAAAUACUGUCAGCUUAUAUUGAAAUCAGACUUACUUUAGAAAACCUUAAAUAAUCCAGUACUCAAUUUCUAUCUUCACCAAACGAGAACUUAAACUUUUCAGUGCUCUCUCAAAACGAAAAAAAUCCAGUGUUAACGUCUGAAUUAUGGCUCAUACAAAUCCAUAUAAGGUGAAACUGUCUACAGCCGGUAACAUGUACACGAAAGCGUGGUCGUCGACUACGUUUGUUUAUCUUAAAAAGAAACCAAAACAGCAAUAUUAACAUGUGAUUUUCUUUUCGCUCAUAGCAUGAACAAGGCCAUACAGAGUAAUGCAAUAAGAAAGCCUUGGGCAUCUUGGGCAUCCUCAACGAUUUCACUUAAAUGACUGUUUGAUUUGUUGCAUUACAGGAAAUUAUCCAGAAUGCGGAUGAUGCCGGUGCCACUAAAGUGUCAUUCCUUCUUGACUCCCGCCCAAAUUUCUAUGGAAAGAACUCCUUGUAUGAACCUAGUCUUGCAAAAUUCCAAGGGCCUGCCUUGUAUGCGCAAAAUAAUGCUCUAUUCGAGGAAGAAGACUGGGAGAACCUGGAGAGACUGAUGAGAAGCAGUAAGAAGGACGACCCCUUGAAAGUGGGUCGCUUUGGAAUAGGCUUCAACUCUGUUUACCACAUGACGGGUAAGUACAAUAACCAGUGUUUAUCUGACACUUCCUUGCCUGGUAAGGCCUCAAAGUACCCAAGGUACUUCAGAUUUAGUGGCACACCUCAUGAAGCCAUUACUGGUGACUCCUCACAAACACAAUACCCUCGUUUCCCCCUUUUCUGUACGUCAGGAGGUAUUUUAAGCUUGGUCUUUUCAUUGGAGGCCGACGAUGACGGGCUGGGAUGUUGGCAGCCCCUUUGCCAGGUUCUAUACAACCAAAUAACUGCAAUGUUAGUAAUAAUAUGGAUACUAGACACUCUCCUUAUUGUCUCACGAUCCAUAUAAAUCAUGCCAGUUCGGAAUAAGCGAGCUUUGAAAUAAUGUCAUCACUAAGUGAGUUAUGACAACGUUAAAUUGAAAGACGAAAGAAAUUAUUUUAUUACAGAUUUUUUUUCAUAAUAGCCUAUGAGACAUAUAACCGAGUUAGCAUUUCUGUUGAAGUUUGAUUGGUUCAUAUCGGCAUCCUGCUGAUCCAUGCCAUUGAAAAUUUAUUUUUUUCAAGACUGAUCAAAAAUCUGAACAUCAGCGCUUUUGAGUUUUAGAAAAAUUAUAGAAUGUGCGUGACUUUUUUAUGAGGGCAGCUCGAUCCUUAACUUUUAAUUUGAUACUAAGAAACUUCUCUCCAUCACAUUCUUAGAUCUCCCAAGCAUAGUGAGCGGAGACACAAUAGCAUUCCUUGAUCCUCACGAAACACACUUUGGAAAAGCAGAAACGGGCCAACAAUUUUCCCUCGAAGACCAGCUUCUCCAAGACUACCGGGAUCAGUUUAAGCCAUAUGAAGACGUCCUAGACUGCAAGAUUUCGAGGCAAUAUUACAGUGGAACUUUAUUUCGUUUUCCCCUUCGAAAUGAGCCUUCUGACUUAUCGACAAAGAAUUACACAGCGGAGAAAGUUCGAAAGUUGUUUCAUGCGCUAGAAAAGGAAGCCUCUGUUAUUCUCCUUUUCCUAAAGAAUAUCGAAGAAAUAGCUUUAUUUGAAACCGAUCAAUCUAACACUACGAGGCAGGUGUUUAUCGUGAAGCUGAGCGACAGAUGCAGACAAGAGAUUCGACAAAAGAAGAAAUCACUUUUAAAGGAAAUAAAGUUGUUAAGCCAAGGGUCGGUCAGUAAAACAAACAUUUCUCUAACCUUAGAGAUUGAAGAAUGCUCUGCAAAAGGUAUAGUGCUGCCUCACAAGUGGCUGGUUUACCAUCAAAUCGAUGCUCAAGACUCAAACCUCCAACGCUUGUCUUCCGAAUUAGGCCUACUUCCGUGGGUUGGAUUUGCUACCCCUUUGGUAGCAUCGCAACGUCAAGCACUCUCCUCAAAUGGAGGGAGACUUUUCUGCUUCUUGCCGCUUCCACCGGAUGCUGACUCAAAAACUGGAUUUCCAGUUCAUGUUCAUGGCUACUUUGGUUUAACGGACAACCGACGAGGGCUUAAAUGGCCAGGCCUGGACUGUCAAAAUGAUCCAACCGCUGAAUGGAAUGUACGGCUGUUGGAGCAAGUUGGAAGUCAAGCAUACGCCUUCAUGUUGGUUGAUUUGGUUGACAAACAGAUGAACGAGCCCGGUGAAAUGUCGAUAAAAGCAGAUUUAUUUUACCAAUCCUGGCCAAACCUUCUUAGUGUGGAAAAUCACUGGAAGAGGAUGUUGAAGCCUAUGUUCUCGAUUUUGAAGGAGAAGACUGUCUUAUGGUCCCUAUCAGGCAAGUGGGUUAGGCCUCAAGACGCUUAUCUUGACAGAAUAAACAGCUCCCGUGAAAUUAAGCAAGUGGUUUUAGAAACAUUUACUCAAGCAAACGAGUCCGUCGUAACAGUACCACACCACGUACUUGAAGUGAUUGACAAUAUGAAAUGGACCACACUUACCAUCACGCCUUCAUUCAUGAGGAGUCUUUUGAAAAAGAAACAGAAGGGAUCGUGGAAUAUAAUGAGUGUUCCCAAAACGAAGAAGCUUAAGUUACUAGAGUACGUUCUCCAAGACGACAACCUGAUGGAUAUGCAGGGCAUACCUUUACUUCCCCUGGCAAAUGGAAGCUUUGGCGAAUUUCGUUCACUUCAAUACAACCGCGACUCUCGGGCUGCUGUUUAUGUUUCAACAACAAGGCACCCACGUUCUCUUUUCUACACCAUGGACAGCAAAUUUCUUGAUGACACCGUUCAGUGCCCUGCCUUAGACAAAUUGUCAAGGGCCGCUUUUGACGUAAGAAACACGCAAAAGACAUUGCCGAUGCAACUUGUGAAGAUGAAUCAAACCAUUGCGCUCAAUCUUCUACGACAGGUGUUACCACGAGAGUGGUUUCAAGUCGAGCAUCUUGCUUGUUGGUACCCGGGACAAAAUGGACAUCCUCCUGAGUCUUGGUUGCCGUCUGUGUGGACAUGGAUCCAAAGGGAUUUUCCCAGUGACCUUUCGCCUCUUGAGGGCUUUCCUCUUAUCCCCCAGACAAACUCAGGAUGCCGCACCAUAGUGAAGCUAAAAUCAUCGAGCCUAGCAAUUAAGAAGAGCGACCAAAAUCUCCACUUACCGCAACAGAUAGUCUCUUUGCUGAAAAAGAUUGGGUGUGUUGUUAUCGAGAAUCUUCCGCCAUUUGUAAAUCACGUAUCUUUACACAAGUACAUUGCCUCUGCUGUUCCUACCGGCGUCUUGAACGUCUUACAUGCUCUUGGUCAACAAACAUGCGUUAUGAAGAUUUCAGCAUCGUGUUCUGCAGAUGAAAAGCGAGCCUUGCGUGAGUACCUUUCGUCGGCGUCUUUAAGUUCCAAUCAAAAGGACCUUCUUCAACACCUGCCAAUUUUUGAUGCGGCUGAUAGAAGAUCAUUCCUUGCGCCGAAGGAGGGAUUUCAUGUUCGCACAGUAGCUCCAUUUAACUUUGAACUUCCCGACUCCUUGCCACUUCUGAAUGCCUCUAACAUUAUAAUCCCAAGGGAUUACCAGUCACGCGCCCUACUGCAAAAUCUUGGAAUCCAGGCGAUGACUCCAACAGCUUUCCUAUCUUCAGUGGUCUUUAAUGGAAUAUUAAACGGCUACUACAAUCACCAACAGAUUUCUACUUUGAUGAUCUGGGUUUUGAGGCAAUACAACUUUAUGCAAGAUCUCUCAUUCCGUGCAUCACUGCAACAGCUGCCUUUUGUCCUUACCCAGAGUAAAAGAUUAGUUACUCCUUGUGAAGUUCUUGAUCCGAGGCAACCUGUUUUGCGACAACUUUUUGAAGGGGAGAGCGAGAUAUUUCCUCAUGAAGACUUCGUAAAGGAUGACAUUCUUCAGAACCUGCAGCAACUUGGAAUGAGGAGCUUCCCAAAUGCAACGGAUAUUAUGUACGUCGCUAAAACAGUGCAAAAUUUUGCGGACGAUGUUGCAUCGCGUAAAGCAUUGGCGCUCCUGGACUUUCUCGAUCAAAAUUCAUCGAUGUUAAAGUCAGAAUGGGUUGUUCAAGGACUAAAGAAUGAAAGAUGGAUCCAGCAAAAGAAGGAUCGUCCUCCUUCGUAUCCCCGUUCCAUGCCUUGGUUUGUGGGCAAAGCAAGGUUCUAUAAACCGGCCGAAGUUCGCAGCCAGUCAAAGGCCUACCUUUUUGGAGUUUCUUUUCCCUUGGCCACUAAGCUCUGCAGCAAUGCACUUGAGGUUGCCUUCGGUUGGAGACAGUUCCCUACCGUCCAACAGCUUCUUCAACAGCUCCGCUCCGCGUGCUUUGGACCAAUUAAGUCAAUGAAUGGGAGCGAAAGACAUAAUUUUCAAGCAAUGCUUAAAGAGAUCUAUCAAGAAGCCUCAAAGGACGCUGAUCUCGUCAUUAACAUGAUAAAAAAUGAUCCCACAUUUCCAGCAUGGAUUUGGCAUGGUCAUGGCUUUACGUUGCCAUCCGAUGCAGCGCUUGUACGAUCCUGCAACAUCGACCUCAAGCCUUACCUUUUUGAGGUUCCACAAGACUUUCAUACAUUUCGUCCCUUUCUUCGACGAUGUGGAGUUCGUGAAACAUUUGCGAUUUCAGACCUGCUGAGAGUUCUUGCAAUGGUUAAAGAAAAACACGACAGAAGUAGCGUGCGUGUUAAUGAUGUAGCAGACGACCAGAAACUAUCAUGCGAUAUUCUCCAAUGGAUAGUACGAGAUGGGAAACCCCUGGAUUCAGAACUUCGGCAACAUCUGCUGGUGCCCAUUAUGACCUGGGAUAACACCUUGAAGUUACUCCCGUGCCGUGACUGUACCUUCUGUGAUGCGAUCUGGUUAAAGAAAGGAGGAUCGGAAAUUCCCAUCAUAAGUCAAUUUCCUAUGAUCCAUGACACAAUUUCUACAAGAGUUGCUCAGUUAUUGGGUGUCCCACCAAUUAGCACACGUGUCACUUGUGCAGAAGCACUUGGAAUCGAACAGACGGGUCCUCAUGAGCCAGUAACUACCAGACUUCGUAACAUCCUGAACGAAUACAAAGAAGGUGUGGGAGUUUUCAGAGAACUUGUCCAGAAUGCAGAUGACGCUGGUGCAUCCGAAGUCCAAUUUGUUCUGGAUUGGCGCAACCACCCAACGAAAAGGCUUCUAGCACCUGGGAUGGCAGAUUGUCAAGGUCCAGCACUACUGGUGUAUAACGAUGCAGUCUUCACGGAUGAUGAUUUGAAGAAUAUAUCGAAAUUGGCAGGUGCAACAAAAAAAGAGGACCUUGAGAAGAUAGGCCGCUUUGGUCUCGGUUUCAGUUCUGUGUAUCACUUUACAGAUGUGCCGAGUUUCAUUACCAGAAAUUAUGCCGUAUUCUUUGAUCCACAUACAAGCCAUCUGCAAGGGCACAUAGAGAAUCUUUCUAAGCCUGGAAUAAAAUUGGAUCUGGAAGUUAACCCGGCAAGUUUAAUGUACUUUCCUGAUCAGUUUGCACCUUUUAAUGGACUGAUUGGUUGUGAAACGAAUUUGUCGCGCAUUCAUAGUAAGUUCUAUUUCGAAGGCACUCUGUUUCGAUUUGCCUUUCGAACAAAGAAAGGAGAAAUCAGCGAUAAGAUUUACAGUGAGGAGGAGAUUCAACGCCUUGUUCGUUCUUUUGAGAAAUCAUCAUCAAGUCUGCUUUUGUUUACCCAACACGUUAAAAAGGUGACGUUUCUGGAGAUAAAAAAGAAUUCUAUCGGUCCCACAUCUCAACAAGUUCUGUUCGAAAUUUUCAAGGAAACAAUCGACCUUCACCAAGGAGAGAAGAGAUGCAGGAAUGCACCUACCUUUCUUCAGUCGUGUGCGAAGUGGACAAAGCAAAAGACUGGUCAGAGUAGUCCUCUGAAUAAGACUCCACCCUCUCCAAAGCUGUCAGAGUUAGUAACGAUUUCUUUAAAGGCUAUCAGUGACAAGGGAAUGGAAACUGAAGAAACCUGCACCUGGCUUGUCACCUCUUCUCUGGGAACUGGACAAUCAUUUCAACUGGCAAAAAGCGAAGAAGGCCGAAAACAAGGGCUGCUAUCAGCUUCUGGAAUAGCUGGGAGGGUUGCCGUUAAAAAUGACAAAGAGAGCUUUUCGAUUCUGGAGCCUGUUUGUGGAGAAGUCUUUUGUUUCCUACCACUUUCUAUCCCAAGUGGCCUACCAGUACACGUUAACGGUUACUUUGCAGUCACGUCAAACCGUCGAGGGAUUUGGGAAAGUACCAUAGCCGAAGGUGAGGGUUUUCAACCGUUAGAAGUGAGAUGGAACAGACGCCUUAUGGAGGAUGCAUUAUCGGAAGCCUACAUAAAGUUUUUAGAGGAUAUCAUUCUCAUGCAAAAGAAAGGAAAGAUUCCUUUAUGCGAAAGUUUCUCACUUUGGCCCAACCCGGAUACACUUGAAUCAUCCGUUUGGACAACGCUUGUUAAGAGCGUUUAUCAAAGAAUCAGCAGCUCAGAACUUCCCUUGGUACACAUGGAAGGAAAGUGGCUUCCAGUAAAGCAGUGUAUAUAUCAAGAUGCCAAAUUACAAAAGCUUCGAAACAGUGAAAAAGUCCUUGCAAUGUUUGGCUACAAAGUAGUGCAGCUUCCUACCUUCGCAAAGAAAGGUUUUGACUUGGCUGGAUGUAAGCAUAUCAUAGAAGAGCGAACAAUGUCACAAGAAAAGUUUCUGAAGGAGGUUUUUUUCCCUAACAUAACUAGGAUUCCUGGUAAUUUACGAGAUCCCAUUGUUUUUCACAUGAUAGACCAAUGUCUACUAGGACACUCGCGUAAUCAAUCUGACCCUCUAAGAAGCCUCUACAGGUCCCUUCUUUCAAACAACCAAUGCAUACCCUGCGGACAAUGUGCUGAGGAUUUAGCAUUUCCAAAGGAACUUGUUAAUCCCUAUGGUGCCGCCGCAAUGCUGUUCACACCAGAUGACAAACGUUUCCCCGUCGGCACGUGCUAUCGAAGCAAAGAACGCCUUCUAAUGCUUCACAACCUGGGAAUGGUCAAUGACGUCCUAGACUGGAGCACCCUGCUUGAAAGAGCUAAGACGGUACCACUUCUUUGGAAAAGGAAAACUGAGCAAGACGCUCGAACGAGGGUUUCACGUCUUGUGAACUACAUAAAUGCCAAUUUUACAGAACUUGAGGUCCCGUCAAAACCAGUCCAGACAGAGCUUAGAAGAAUCAGAAUGUUUCCUGUCCUAAAAAAGCCUGCAAACUACCCAAUCAAAUGGAAAGGGUCCAGUGAUGGCGACGUUUUGCUUCCAGCAGAUGACAUGUAUGGCGAGGAAUUUAAGUUUGUCGUAGGAUCAUUAAGAGCGAUCCUUGACGAAGGCGAGAGUCAUGGUUGUGGACAGCUCAGCAAGGUAGCACGACAUCUCUUUGGAUUCAGCUGUCGUAUACCAACGGUCCAAGAAGCCCUUGCUCAACUGAAUCAAACCAUUGAAAUUGCCCAAGACGAAUCAGCUGCAGGUCACUACUUGGAAGAGGUUUGCCAUAGUAUUUAUGGCUACCUUCAAGAGCUUCUCUCACCUGAAGGGGAUGUCAUUGUUCGGGAGUUGGGCAACAAACCGUGGAUUUUAAUCCAGGGUAAAUUUCUUUCACCUGCUCAGCUCGCCUUUACUUGGAAAGCAAACGGCCAACCUUACCUUUUCGAAGUACCACAGACUCUUGCUGAGAACUACGGACGCCUUCUCCGUGAGACAGGAGUAAGAGACAGUUUCGGUCCAACGGACAUCAUCAGUACUCUUUACAAGCUCAGUGAGUCAAGCCAUGAUACACCCUUGUCACCUGCGGAAUUUAGAGUCACACGAUCUUUGAUUGAAGAGCUACUAGAAGCUCCAGAAAUUGUCCUUACCAUGGAAAAUGGUAACAUCCCUCUACCGGACCACAAUCUGGUUCUACAUCCAGCAAAGGAUUUAGCCAUUAACGAUGCGCCAUGGGUGACUUCAAUGGGGGAUAUUGCAUAUGUCCAUGAGCACGUGCCUAUUGAAUUUGCAUACAAGUUGGGGGCAAUCGACAUUCGAUCAAAGAAACUAGCUAAAAUAUCACGUCCCAUCGGAAAACCAUUUGGCCAGAGGGAGGAGCUUACCGAUCGUUUAAAAGGCAUCUUAAAGUCAUACCCUUGUGACGUUGGAAUCUUGAAAGAACUCGUUCAAAACGCUGACGAUGCUGGGGCCACUGAGAUACACUUUAUUUAUGAUCCCCGAAACCAUCCCACAGACCAGCUGUUGAGCGACAACUGGAAAGAAUUACAAGGACCUGCCUUGUGCGUUUACAACAACCGACCCUUCUCCGAACAGGAUUUGGAUGGGAUACAGAGAUUAGGAAUUGGAAGCAAAUCUGAAGAUCCAACAAAGACAGGACAGUAUGGUAUUGGUUUUAACGCAGUAUAUCACCUCACUGAUUGUCCAAGUUUCAUUUCAAACGGAGAGACCCUUUGCAUCCUUGAUCCUCACUGUCGCUAUGCUCCUGGGGCGACUAAAGAGAAUCCAGGACUACUCAUUGGACCAAUUCGGCAAGAAGAACGAUUCGAUUACAGAGACGUAUUUCCUUGUUAUCUGGAAGAUCAUUUCGAUUUAACAUCUGCUACAAUGUUCCGUUUCCCCCUCAGAAACCAGGAAAUGUCUGUGAAUUCAUCGAUAUCGAAAGAGCGAGUUUCUCAUGAUAACAUGGCGACAUUUAUGAAUCUGUUUACCGCUGAAGCUAAAGAAAUACUCCUUUUUUUGAACCAUCUACAGAAAAUAACACUUUCUAAAAUUGAAGAGGGACAGCUCAGAGCCAUAUACUCGGUUUCUGUUCAGUUAACAGAUGAGGAUACCACAAAACGUGCAAUGCUUGCAGAACACAUCAAGAACUCCAAAUCGUCCGAAACGAAGAAUAUUCAACUGCUCGGAAUUACAUACUCCCUGAAGAUAGAAGACACCAUUCGAGAAGAGAAAUGGAUCAUUCAUCAGUCUGUUGGUUUGAAGGCCAAUGAUUUAGAUGAAAAUGUUCCGGACGGUCGGCGAUAUGGUCUUUUACCUCGAGGUGGCGUAGCAGCCAAGGUAUCAGAAAAGUCAAAGGUUCCAUUUUCAUCAUCAUUUACCAGGAGGUUGGAGACUAAACACAAAGCGUUCUGUUUCUUGCCAUUACCAUUAUACACCGGACUUCCCGUUCAUGUUAAUGGUCAUUUCUACCUUGAUCCUGCCCGACGUAAUUUGUGGUGUGAUGAAAAUGAAAAAGGGUUUGCAAGCACGUGGAACCGUUUUCUAAUGACAAAGGUUUUGGCUCAGGCAUACGUCUCGCUGAUGUUGGUGGCUCGUGAUUUCCUACCUGGGAUGAAAACGGAUGAAGCAGGUUGCUUUUCCAAAGAGUACUACGUCCAUGAGGGAAUGCGUUGGUAUCAUCAACUCUUUCCUCAUUUUGAUUUAGUCUCAAGUCAGUGGACCAUUCUGGCAGAGUCGGUAUUUCGGAAGAUUUCCAGUCAAGAUGAAAGGUUAGUCCCCAUGGUAAAGAAAGAACCCUAUCAGAUAUCGCUAGACUGUCAACCUGAUAGUCAAAUGUCAAGUGCAAAUAGCGGUAAAGAUUUGACGCGGUGUUAUUGGCUAACUCUGUCACAGGGUUUCUUUAACACCAUAAAGAUUGCAACUAAAUCAGAUGUCAAAUUUUUCGAGACGUUAGUGCAAAUGGGCUUUAAGCUUCUCUACUCGUCCGAAAGACUUUUCAAUGACUUCAGAAAGGCAGGUGUAAAAGUAAGGCAGAUUCUUCCAGAGAGUGUUCUCCAAUUUCUUAAAGAAAAUCCAGCUAAUGUGGGAAAACUUCCUUGUCACGUCAGCAAGACGAAACUUGAGUCGGUGGUAGGUGUGCUUAGUUUUUUAACGUACUGCAUGAAGGCUCCUAAGUUUGCGGAAGAAAUGUUUGGAUUACCUUUGUUGCUGACAGAGGACAGCGUUCUCAGGUGUUUUCAAGAAGAUAAAGCAGUGUUUCUGAGCCUUUUUGCUGAUUUGGUGCCUAACGAAAGUUUCCGCUUUAUCCACCACACUCUUGCUAAAACUUUACUUCGCAUCGAGGAAGAAAUCGUCGCCGCAGAUCAAAGCGUACUCAAGCAAUUUGACCUCUCCGCGUUAGCGUCACUACUCCCCAGCAAUGAAAGUGCCAGUUGGUGUCCAACAGAUGACAUCGUUACGUGGGAUAUCUCCAAAGGGCCUUCAGAAAAAUGGCUACGAAGACUUUGGGAGUUCAUAAUCAAGGCUCACAAAAAGAACCCGACGGCGUUUUCUCUUGACCCCUUGAGCAAAUGGCCAGUCCUACCCACCAAGUCGGGCAAGUUAGCUCCUCUCUCAAAAGGAAAAGUUAUCCUUGACUUGACGAAUCCAGAAACGUGGUCUUCUGGCCAAGAACACGUCGUAAGACUGUUACUUACACUUAAUUGCCAAGAGGUUGAUGCCAAACUGAUCAGCAGUAGCGACACGCAGGAUGUGUCGCCAAUAUUCAAACAGUAUCUAUCUCAACCAAACUCUUCGGAGGAUAUUCUCAGUGUGCUAGACCACGUGAUGAAAGAAACGGACAUAUCUGGGAAGCUAUCUGGCGAUGAUAUGAUCUCUAUUUUGCAGUUCCUCCAAGAAGAUGUAACGUCGUUGAAAAGGAGCCUGCAUUUAUCAACUUUAAGGCGACUGCCAUUUUUCAAGACGUUUCAUGGAUUAUUUGUCAACCUUGAAAAUGUUUCGUCAAUUUAUGUCGUCCCAACAGGGCUACCUAAGAAGGAAUCAGAUGUCUGGAUGACGGGGAAUAACUGUUUGUUCUUGGCACCUGAACCAAGGCUUAACCGCCUGUAUCAAGAGCUAUUAGGUGCAGGGGAGAAGACUCACACAGACUGUUACAUCAACUUCAUCUUCCCAAAGUUUCCAGAGCUUAAGCAAGAAACUCGAAUGCUUCACCUAAACUACGUUAGACGAUUUCUACUUCAAUCAUUCCUCAAUGAAAGCCAACGUCCUAGGAUAAUACAUUCUUUACAAAGCUUAGCUUUCAUUCCAGACGCGUCUGGUAUACCGCGCACAGCGUCUCAUUUUUAUGACCCAGGGGUGAAAGUUUUUGCAGUGAUGUUGGGUCCAAAUUCAAAGCCACCACAACCAUUUGAUGAGCAUUCUGGCUGGCUAGCACUCCUUCGUGAAAUUGGGUUGAAGCAAGAAGUAAGCAAAGAUCUCUUUUUAACUUUUGCCAACGAAGUGGCAACACAAGGAGGACACACAAACAAGUCAAGUCGUCCUGCGUUAGAAAAGAAGUCUAAGGCGCUGGUAAAACACCUUUUGAGGGAGGAGUCUCUACAUGAUGAAAUAUUCCUAUACAAUCUCUCUACAAUCAAAUUUGUUGCCUCUCAAAAGGCAAGUGAUGAGCUAGUCAUUCUUCACAAACAGUAUUUAGUUGACAGUGGAAAUAAGGAGCAGCUUCCACCUUUUGCUCAUUUUAAGAAUUCAACACCACAAGCUUUUGAGAGGCUGGUUUGGACAACAGCGUGUCUUUUACCUCUCUGGGCUGUUCCGGACAACAAGUCUUUAAAGCUUUCAAAACUACAAGUUUGCCAGAAGCCCACUUUAGAUCAAGUCGUGGACAAUGUGGUAAAUCUGUCAAGGAAUCUUGCUGAGAGAGAAGAUCGAGAACAACCAGAACCACGACGUCGACUGCUAAGUCAAGUUAUGGUUGAAGUGUAUACGUUUCUCUCAAAAUCGAGCAAUUGCGGGGCAAAGGAUUCUUCUGAGUCACACACACCAGCCUGUGUAACAAUCACCGAGCGGCUUUAUUGUAGUCCUUGCAUUCUUGUAGAAGGUGGGCGCGUUUUCGUUCGCUGUGACCAGUUGGCCUAUGAUCUUGAUGAAGAACUACCUCCAUAUCUAUAUAGAGUCCCCAGAGAAUACGGAGCUUUCGAGCACUUGUUCAAGCGACUCGGAGCAAUGGAAAAAGCAACUCCGGUGCAGUUUGCAAAACUCCUGAAUCGUCUUAAAGAGUCAUGUGGUGAAGAGGAGAUGCAUGCCAACGAGAAGACAAUCGCAAAGCAUGCUGUGUUUGGCCUUUUUUCUACUUUAUGGGCCUGGCAAGAGAAACAUAAGGAGGAAAAGAGAUGCCCAGACAAUCCUCUUUCUGCCAUCAAGAGGCUCUAUCUUCCAAACGAACAACAAAAACUUCAACGUUCGACAGAUUUGGUCUUGUUUGACUGUCCUCGGUACCGUGGCCGCGUCCGGGAAUGCAAAUAUCAGUUCCUCGAUAGCUUAACGAAAUAUAACUUAAAUUUUGCUACUCCUGCACAACUUGUUGAGGUUCUACCAAUUCACCUGCAAACAACAUCGUUGGCAUCACUAGUGAGGGAGCAACUUCAACCGGACUGCAAAGAUAAGAAGUGCCGAGCUGAUGUGGAGCAGAAAUGCCAAGCUACAAAUCUACUUCGUCAAGUAGUCUUUUCACCUCAGCUUGUGGAUGGUGUUUUGAGAAUACUUAAGUACCAGUUUCAGAAAGCCAAGUUGGACGAGAAAGUUCGCAACAAAGUUUGUAGCUUUCAAAAAGAACUAGGCAUGAGUUGCAUGGAAGUAUUGUCCACUGAAUUAAUAGAGAUUGAAUCAAAUACAUCGAUCCCAAAGAGCCAAAGUUCGAAGCACAUUCAGUGUUUCGUGGGUGAGGAAAAUGGCACAAAGCACAUAUUCAUCAAACAUGGCGCCGAUCCUAGUAACGUUCGCAGGGUUCUGUGUAAAGAGAUAAACCAACUGACUGGAUGUUACAUUAGUGAAGAAAGCUGGCUGCAUCUGGCCGCCAUUUUAGACUGCAAAACACCCGACGACAUUCCAUCCACUUUAGACAACGCUGAUGUGGCAGAAGACGUGGAGGGGAGUGCCACACAACAAUUAGAACCAGACCUUGGCUCGGUAGUUCCAGAAGAAUUACACUACCUUCUUGUACAAUUUGACGAUUUUUAUUUUCGGACAGGAGAAUUUGUUGCGUUUGAAAGGGAAGACUCCACAGAUGAAGAACCAAAGUACAUCUACGCAAGGAUCAUCCACCUCAUCAAAACGUCACAUCCUGUCAAACCGAAAAAGGAUCGGACGAAGAGGAAGCAAAAAGGAGAAAACAAUUAUCUAAGCAGGUAUCUGAUAGAUAUUGGACAGGAGAGAAAGGAGGUGGAUGUGUUAAAUCUGUACAAGAUAAAGAGGCCACCAAAACAGAACCUUGACGACGAGGAUAAAAUGCAAAAUGAACCUGUUUCAGAGUCAAUGGAGCUUGUGCCUUACAGUGGGAAUAGUGAACAAAGCAAGAAAUCUAAAGCGCAACCGUCGGCAUCAUCCCAAGGUGCAGCAGAAAGCCCCAAACCGACAACGUUGGAAGAUGCCUUUAAAGAAGUUCGGAAAGCCUUGAAAGAAAUCUGGAAGCUUCCAGAGGAUAAGAGGAAGAAAGCUCUAAGACGACUCUACCUCCGCUGGCAUCCGGAUAAGAACAUGGACAUGCAAGACAUUGCAAAUGAAGUCAUGAAGUUUAUUCACAACGAAGUUGACCGAUUAAAUAAGGGCGGGUCAGGAAGUCAUGAAGAUGACUUUGCGGGCGCACGGCCAGAUUUCUCGGACUUUUUUAGGAACUGCAAUCAGAGGGCUCGGCGAGAGCGUUCAAGCUGGGAGAACUUCCGUCGCAGCAAUCCUGGUUUCUCAGGCUUCGCGUACUCGUCAUCAUCCAGGAGACGUUACACAGGACGCGACCCUACCCUGUCUAGGAUUUGGAUGAGUCAAAGCAGAGAGGACCUUCGUUCCGUGAAGCACCUCUUGACCGCUCGAGAUCCACUGUACUACCUAGUGUGUUUCCAGUGCCAUCAAGUUGCCGAGAAAGCUCUCAAAGCAGCACUUUAUUCACUAUCAGGAGUCGCGGAGAGCCAGCUUAGCAGCCACGACUUGGUGAAAUUGGCCUUUGACUUGUCCUUGUUGCCAGGAGCCCCGGAUGUAACUCCACAGGUUGCCAAGCUGUCCUCUUAUUAUGACACCACUAGGUACCCCAACAAAUAUAGGCCAGCGAGGGCUCCAGCCGAAGUGUUCACAGAUUCUCAGCAAGCUCAAGAGGCCUUCUUAGUAGCCACGGAUGUCUUGGAUACGCUUGCACGGUGCUGA
This is a messenger RNA of Porites evermanni, 15580 nucleotides long. The record is from the annotation of a GenBank genome assembly. Lineage: Eukaryota; Metazoa; Cnidaria; Anthozoa; Scleractinia; Poritidae.